AUGCACAACCAAAUGACAAGUCAUCUUCAUUGGCAGUCAAGACCAACUACUUCAACUCAAUCGAGAUUGCUCUCUUUACCCAAAGAGAUCUUGCUCGAGAUUGUAUCCUCAGUUGCCAUCGAUUCCAACUCACUCUUCCCCAUUGCACUACUCGAAUUAUCCCAAUGCUGUAAAUACUUAUAUCACCUUGUACAUAAAGAUCCUUGGAGACAACAAACACUAUGGCCCCGUGCAUUCCAUCAUCGAUUCGACACUGGUGCCAUCUAUCGAAGACGACUGAAUCAGCAAAUGAACUGGCAACAUGUCUUGGAAAGACGCUGCAGAGCACUCAAUCAAUGCAAGAAAUUUGCCAUCAAUUCCAAUAGAAUUGAACUGCUCGACGCAAUUGAUUGGGAAGUCAUUUGGGAUGUCAUUACCGAACAUGAUCAGUAUAACAUUCCUCACUUGAUGAACUUCCAUGUUCACUAUGCUGCUGGUAUUGCCUUUCAACUAGGCUCUUAUCGUGAUCGAGAAAUCUAUCCUGUGGUAUUGCCCAUCUUGUCGAUACUCGUGAAUUAUGAUUUCUCAAUAACUCGAUUCUUCACUUCGGAAAAUUCGGCCAUCGUCUCAAACGAACUCUCCCAAUUCGCAUACAAUUUCGAAGCAGAUGCUCUUAUAACACAACAUACGCCAUUACGAUAUUUCCAUUCUUGGUCCUCCCCGAUGGAUCACCAACAACAUCAACAAACCAUAUCCAAUACAUCAUUUUAUCCUGCCCAAGAUCCACUCGCUUCUGCCUUCCAUUUAUUCUUCACCACCAUCUUUGCCAAUCAUCCCAACAUCUAUCAAGCCAUUCCUGGCUGCAUCCCUAUUCCACUCUAUACGCUGACAUCUGAACUAUUCGACAUCGAGUUCCUGAGACGCUAUGAACGAAACUUGUUUUUCGCUAGUCUGCAAGAAUCAAGACAAGGCUGGGAAGAAAAGCAACACCAUGUGCCCUUCAGCCCAUCGACCACCUCCCGUUUAAACAACAUUUAUGCUGAAUCUGGUUUUGCCUCUGCUAGUCAAUUCGUCAGUGAGGCACAUCUCAUUGAAGGCGAAUGGAUCGGUUACUAUACAUUCCAAGAUCCUGACGAUGCUGUUGCUGCUGAAGAAAACAAUAGACCCAUGACAACUGCCACCGCAACUACCACUACUACCACUACUACUGUUACCACUAAUAAUACAACAACACCCACUAAUACAGCACUAGAAAAUGCUUCAGCCAUGGAAGACUGGUUCGACGGGCCUAUGCGAAUUACAAUCAAAAUUGUACCACUUGAAGAUGCCUCUGGAGAGCCUAUCAGUCAAUCAUCGUGGUUAUCUCGUUGGCUGGAUGACGAGACCCCUCAAGAUGCCAAUAUGACAGAGCCAAGAAAGAGAAGAAAAACCAACAACAACAAUCUCGUAGAAACCAUUCAAAAUGCUUCUUCCGCCUCCUCCUCUUCUGCUUCAAACCAAUUCCCCUAUAAGCAUCUGAAAGCAUGUCCGUUGACUCGAUUCGAAGGCACUGGCGUUGACAAUCUAGGUACAUUCUCCAUCACUGGUCUCGUUGACGAUACCGAAGAGGGUCAGGUCACUUGGGAAAAGAACUACAUUGAUUCGGGUGAAACAUGGGAGUAUUCUGGUCGUUUCGCUUGGCCCAUGGGUCUUUGUGGCAGAUGGGGAGAUGAAGAAUAUGGAGGCCCUUGGUGGAUGUGGAAAGUGGCCGAUAAAGAUGCAGCAUCCACCACCUCAACUGUAACAAAAUAA
Messenger RNA from Mucor velutinosus, 1770 nucleotides. RefSeq names its product Rad2 nuclease. The transcript has 2 exons. Lineage: Eukaryota; Fungi; Mucoromycota; Mucoromycetes; Mucorales; Mucoraceae. The record is from RefSeq and is a predicted model, not a curated record. Bases 1 to 1770 code for a protein of 589 amino acids.